This is a messenger RNA of Rhopilema esculentum, 606 nucleotides long. The record is from RefSeq and is a predicted model, not a curated record. Lineage: Eukaryota; Metazoa; Cnidaria; Scyphozoa; Rhizostomeae; Rhizostomatidae.
AUGGAUGAAACAGGCUCGGGUGUGUCUAAAAUCCAACAGAUGUUGUGCGAAGCUGUAGAAAUGAACGACAUAGGCCAAGUGAGGUUCAUGAUAAAACACGUGCCAGCAAAGAAUAUCAACUUAACUUCGAAUACUGGACUGACAAUGCUUCACCGGGCGUGCAAAAAAGGCCAUCUACAAAUGGCUAGGAUACUUGUCGAAAAUGGAGCAAUGGUUAAUAAGCCUGACAAUGAAGGUAACACCUGUCUGCAUUACGCCUCUAUGAAUGAUGAUGUCGAAAUGGUACAGUUUUUAUUCGAUUGUUGUGCAGGUGCCUUUGUCCGUAACAACAACGGUGCCUUGCCAGUCGAUAUUGCUCCCUCAAACUCGACAAUGGAGCUUAUUUCGGAGAGGAUGAUGAGGGACGGUCAGACAGAAUUUGUAGCCUCGUGUCAGCGUAUGAACUCCAUGAGUCAGUUUUCAAAGAAACCCCACUUGAAUUUACGAAAAGACAACAGCGAGACACGGAGAAUUUCGUUACCAGGUCUGGCUAAAAUCGAAAAACACAAGGACACGAGGAUACCCAGCGAUAUAAAUCAUAAAAAGAGAAGAGUUUCUGUUGAAUAA